This is a messenger RNA of Monoraphidium neglectum, 699 nucleotides long. RefSeq lists its product as hypothetical. Gene Ontology annotation, molecular function: transmembrane transporter activity. The transcript has a single exon. Gene Ontology annotation, biological process: transmembrane transport. Lineage: Eukaryota; Viridiplantae; Chlorophyta; Chlorophyceae; Sphaeropleales; Selenastraceae. Bases 1 to 699 code for a protein of 232 amino acids. The record is from RefSeq and is a predicted model, not a curated record.
AUGAGUGUGGCCAUCAUCCCCAUGGCUCAGGACUUUGGCUGGAGUCCCUCGGUGGCGGGCCUGGUGCAGUCGUCCUUCUUCUGGGGCUACAUCCUCAGCCAGCUGCCAGGCGGCUACCUCACCAGCCGCUUCGGUGGCCGCCGCACGCUGCCGGCAGGCGUCGCUAUGUGGUCGGCCGCUACCGUUGCUGUGCCCUACCUGGCGGCCACCGUCCCCGGCCUCUGCCUUUCGCGGUCGCUCGUCGGGCUCGGCGAGGCGGUGGCGCCCAGCGCUGCCACCGACAUGGUGGCACGCAUCGUUCCUCCGGAGGAGCGCUCGCGAGCCGUGUCUUUUGUGUUCGCCGGCCUGCACUUCGGCAGCAUAGCAGGCCUCCUCGCUGCGCCGUGGAUCAUCAGCACAUUUGGCUGGCCCUCGGUGUUCAUCGCGUUUGGCGCUGCGGGGCUGGCGUGGACCACCUGGUUUGAGUGGCUGAUGGCCAGCCUGCAGCGGGACGACCCAGAGACCGCUGCUGCGCUGACCUACAACCGGCUGCUGGCGCCAGCGGAAGGCACUGCGGCCGCAGCGCUGCCAGCGGAGGAGGAGGUGCACGCAGACAGCCAUGGCGGACAUGCGGCAGGCCCGUUGUCAGGGAGCAUCCCAUGGCGGGCGUUCCUGCGAUCCAAGGGCGUGCGCGCGCUCAUGUACACCCACUUCUGGUGA